Messenger RNA from Zingiber officinale, 1494 nucleotides. Its product is annotated as ATP-dependent DNA helicase pif1-like. Gene Ontology annotation, molecular function: DNA helicase activity. The record is from RefSeq and is a predicted model, not a curated record. Gene Ontology annotation, biological process: telomere maintenance; DNA repair. Bases 1 to 1494 code for a protein of 497 amino acids. Lineage: Eukaryota; Viridiplantae; Streptophyta; Magnoliopsida; Zingiberales; Zingiberaceae. The transcript has 3 exons.
AUGGAUGAUACACCACUUCCUAGGAUAAUUGAAGAUGAGCUUUCCAUUCAAAUUUUAGAUGAAGAUUUGAGAUCCAUUCAAUUAUUGAAUCCUCAACAGAAGAUGACAUUUGACAUUAUCACUCAAAGUGUGGUGCACAAUGAAUCAAAACUUUUUUUCAUUGAUGGUCCAGGAGGAACUGGGAAAACCUUUUUAUAUCGUUCAAUUUUAGCUCAUUUAAGAAAGCAAGGUAAAAUUGUAAUUGCGGUAGCAACGUCAGGGAUAGCUGCAACACUAUUACCUGGUGGACGGACAGCACAUUCACGACUUAAAAUACCACUUAUGUCAACAGCAGAUACUCUUUGCAAAAUUGAAAAACAAAGUGACCUUGCAGAGUUAAUUAGACGUGCCUCGGCUAUAGUAUGGGAUGAGGCUCCAAUGGCAAAUCGUUAUUCGUUUGAAUCUGUUAACAAAACAUUUCAAGAUAUUAUGGGAAAUGUCUUGGCAUUUGGUGGGAAGACUAUGGUUUUUGGUGGAGAUUUUCGUCAAGUACUACCAGUUGUAAAAAGGGGAUCUGUAAGAGAACAAAUCGCUGCAAAUACUGUAAAAAGUGAUUUUAUAAGAUUACCAGAAACUAUGAUUAUACCGUGGGAAGGUGAACAAUCAAUGAAACAGUUGAUUGACUUUGUUUUUCCAAAUAUGAUGGAAAAUGUCAAUGAUGCAAACUAUAUGGUUGGAAGAGCAAUUAUCACACCAAAAAAUGUUGAUGUUGACAUAAUUAAUGACAUUCUUAUUUCAAAUUUUCCAGGGGAAGAGAAGGAAUAUAUAUCUUGGGAUAGCGUUGAAGAUGACAACAAUAACUUUUUCCAAGAGGAAUUUUUAAAUUCUCUUACUCCAAGCGAUUUGCCACCACAUAUAAUUACUCUGAAAGUAGGUUGUCCUAUUAUGCUAUUGAGAAAUGUUGCACCUGAACUUGGAUUGUGUAAUGGCACAAGGUUGAUAUGCCGUAGUCUUGGUAGAAACUUCAUAAAUGCAGAGAUCAUUACAAGUCCUCACAAGGAUACUAGUAUUAUUUCAUUCCACCGUCCGCCGAUUCUUUCUUCCUCCACCUCGCGCAUUUCGCUAUCUCUGCCGCCGCGCGUCGACGAAGGCCAAGGCCGACCGCCGCCUACACCUAGUCGGUUCCUACGUUGGUCUUUGGCCGCCGCUCCUCACUCGCACGUCCCUCCCCACGCGCCGACAACCGCGGUCUCCGCCGACAGUCGCGGUUUCCACCGCGAGAAGGAUCACACUGACCGGAGCAGCGCAUCUGACCAUCGGCCUCGCUGUCCACGACGUCCACAGCCUCCAUCCUCUGGCAAGUUGGUGACUACCGACCAUCAACUUCAGAAGCUGUUGGACAGAGGUUGCGCACACGUCGUCCCCGUCCAAGAAGGAAUCACCGACGCCCAAACCACACAGCCACAGCCACGACUGAUCGCCGGAGCUCCUACAGUCGCCGUCCUCCACGGGUAG